UGUGAGGCGAGCAUUAUGAAUAUUAGUCUAUCCGUAAUCCUUUUUAUUGGGGUCAGUGGCUGCGUAAUAAAUGGCUUGAGCCUAGGUAACAGCGACCCUAAUGACUACACUUACGGUGCUAAGAUAGCCACAAGUACGCUCAUCGCCCGUGAAAUUAUCUCUCAGAACAAGAUGCUACUCCAAACAUCAACAAAGAUGUACACACUUACACAGGCAGGAACACCAAAAAAUAUAGAUUACAUUAAAAUUACUGAUCUUAAGCGAAAGCGUGGUGCUUCAGCAGAGAUUACAGAUGGCGGUGUUGGCGAAAAUUCGGUUACAAUUAAAUUUACAGCAGGACGAGGGCAUGGUAUUAAGUCCCAGGUUGAAAUAUGGGGAACAUAAUUGGCUAAAAUUGUCUAUGAUAAAGAUACAAUAUUUCUUCCGAUAAAAUUG
Messenger RNA from Drosophila busckii, 435 nucleotides. RefSeq lists its product as uncharacterized. Lineage: Eukaryota; Metazoa; Arthropoda; Insecta; Diptera; Drosophilidae. The record is from RefSeq and is a predicted model, not a curated record. The coding region runs from base 16 to 384 and encodes 122 amino acids. The transcript has a single exon.